Molecule: messenger RNA, 1519 nt
Organism: Nematostella vectensis (starlet sea anemone)
Lineage: Eukaryota; Metazoa; Cnidaria; Anthozoa; Actiniaria; Edwardsiidae
Product: monoglyceride lipase
Exons: 7
Coding region: 359-1255 (298 amino acids)
Cellular component (GO): membrane
Molecular function (GO): lipase activity
Source: RefSeq, a predicted model, not a curated record
GCCCGUGUUGUUCCCACCCGUCAUUUUUUUUGCUUGUACACAGUCCCCUCUCUUAUUCUUCCUCGUCCCCGGUCAAACCAACAUGGCUGCCAGCGUCACAACAAGAUGCCGUGACAUGACCUCCGCUCCCAUUGGACUUUGAAAUAAUUUACGUCUGCUCCUCGCAACGCUGAGUCAGAUGGAUGAAAAAGCACAGGCGACGCCUCAGUUGGCUGGCUUCUGAAGCAACAGCUUCGAAAUCGCUAGAGUCGUUUGAUUGUUACAAUACAAACACAAGUCAACACCAACCAUUGAACGAUCUCGAAAAACUCUUAUGGUUGCUUGACUUGCUUUAUGUAAAUAAAGCACUGUCAACGGCAUGGCAAAUAAUUUGGAUAGUCCUCAAAUAAUAGUUCAGGCGCCUGUAAUGGAAAACGAGGGAUCGUUCAAAAACAAAGAUGGACUAUCGAUAUCAACAAGGACGUGGACGUCUCAAAGUGAGCAGCCAAAGGCUUUAAUUUUCAUAUGUCAUGGAUAUGGGGAUCACAGCAAGCGAUACAGCAAGUUCCUUGCUCAAGCAUUGGUAGAUGAAGGCUUUUUUGUUUUAUCCCAUGAUCACGUUGGACAUGGAAAGAGUGAGGGAGAAAGGGCCCAGAUAGACUCACUGCAAAAAUAUGUCAGGGAUAUUUUUGAUCAUAUUGAUCAAAUCAUUCCAAAAUAUGAGGGGUUACCUAUUUACUUAUUUGGCCAUUCAAUGGGUGGCCUCAUUGCUGUGCUUGCAGCUCAGCGAAGACCAACAUUCUUCAAGGGAGUAGUUCUUAGUGCUCCAGCUCUCAUAGUGGACCCUCACAAAGACAACAAAUGCAUGAGAUUUUUGGGGAAGAUGGUCUCCUGGGUGGCGCCUAGUCUUCAGCUGCUUCCAGCAAUGGACCCCAAUUCAAUGAGUAGAGAUCCAGAGCAGGUAAAAGCAUAUGCAGAAGACCCAUUAGUUUGGCAUGGUGGAGUCAAGGUUGGCAUUGGCUUAGCAAUAGCACAUGCAGUAGAUGAGGUACAAGCCAGCAUGGAGAGUAUCAAGUGGCCCUUCUUGGUCUUGCAUGGCACAGCUGAUACACUAUGUUUGAUGGAGGGAUCAAAACAACUCGAAAGACGAGCCGGCAGCAAAGAUAAGACUAUCAAGACUUAUGAUGGUUACUACCAUGACCUCCUCAAGGAACCAAAGGAUGAUUCAACUGUGAUCCUUAAAGACAUCAUAGAAUGGCUCAACGCCAGAAUGUGACUUGCCUCUAAAAGGAGCUCAACCAAUUACUCAUUAUAUUACUCAGCAUACUUCAUACACUGAGGUCAACUUUUUUUUUAAAUUUGGGCUUCAAACAAUUCAAAAUGUUUUAAAGACAAACUUAUAUUUAUCUUUUCUUAUUUAUGGUUUCAAUUUUAAAUUGUUAUUUAACCUUAUUUUAUAACUUUUAUUGAGGAUGUUUUGUGAACAUUAAUGUUGGGACAAUAUCAUUAGAAUAAAUAAUAAAUAUUUUACCACCAGAAA